AUGUGUACCAACGGCGACGCGAUGACGACGAACGAUGUGAUCGCGAUUCAACGUCGUCGAUCCGACGACGACGCGCCGAAGACACCGCCGAAAACGCCAAGUUCUUCCGAUAAUCUUUUGCACGUCUUGGCGGGCUGGACGACGAUAACGCCCGCGCCACUGGGCGACGACGCCGAGAAAGAAGACCAAAAAGACGAUGACGACGACGACGACGACGCGCUUUCUCGGUGUACCACCACCAAUCGGCGACUCGAUCGAGAUUUUGGUCGUCACGCCGAGCCCAUCGACGACGGCGCGCUGACGACGCCGACGGCGCCGCCGCCACCGACGGAGCCGUUCCCAGCAAAAGGACGAGCGCUGCUGAACACGCUUCUGCCGAAUUUAAAGACAUCGCCGUCAGAGUCACCAUCGCCAUCGUCUUCAUCCUUAGCUCGAAUCGAAGCUUUGCUGCAGGCGUUGGUCAAACGCGUGGAAACGGUCGAAAGCAAGCUCGAUGAGGUGCUUUCGAGAUGUGACGAGCGGCAAAAACAUGAUGACAACGCGCUCGACGAUGCGUGCGAUGAUGAUGACGAUAAUCAUUUCCACACACCCAAGUCUGAACCGCGAUCUAUUUCGAUAGCGUCGUCGCCGUGUCUCGUCAGAGCGUCGCCGUCGCCGUCCAUCGUCAACGCCUUCGCGGAGCUCUACGUCUCGUGA
This is a messenger RNA of Ostreococcus lucimarinus CCE9901, 696 nucleotides long. RefSeq lists its product with no specific name. The record is from RefSeq and is a predicted model, not a curated record. The transcript has a single exon. NCBI's taxonomy places the organism in Eukaryota, Viridiplantae, Chlorophyta, Mamiellophyceae, Mamiellales, Bathycoccaceae. The coding region runs from base 1 to 696 and encodes 231 amino acids.